This is a messenger RNA of Durusdinium trenchii, 1230 nucleotides long. The record is from the annotation of a GenBank genome assembly. NCBI's taxonomy places the organism in Eukaryota, Dinophyceae, Suessiales, Symbiodiniaceae.
AUGGCCAAAUUUUGGAGGUUUUUGCUGCUGUCACCUGCUGCAGUGGCACAGCAAUGCGUCGAGCUCCUCAUCAUUGGUGACUACGGCACCAGGAAUCACAAUCAGGCGGCCGUCGCUCAAGGCCUAGCAAAGCUGGCGGGGGAAAGGCAGCCUCAGGCGGUGGCGGCCAUCGGUGACAACAUCUACCCCGAUGGUGCGGCCUUCAAUCCAUACACCAUCACACGCUGGUGGGGCGAUGUCUACAUGCCGCACGCAGAGUUGCAACGUCCUUGGCACGUGAUCACAGGAAAUCAUGACUGGUGGACAGACGCGCUGUAUGAGCGUGCCUACACUGGUUGCGCUGCCAACCAAGAGAAAGGCGGCCACUGGCAGUUGCCGCACUUUUGGUACAAGAAAAGCUACACCGCCAAGGGCCUCACAGUGGAUGCCUUCUACAUCGAUACUCAGAUCUGGAAGGGCAGCCCCAUUGUGGACAGCAAGUUGGGACCGGGGGCCCGUGAGGAACAGAAGCAGUGGCUUUUCUCUGGCCUGGCCGAAUCAACAGCGGAUUGGCGAAUCGUGCUGGGACACCAUCCUGUCUACUCGGCAGGCAACCAUGGCGUGACCGAGGUCUUGCUCAGUGAGUUGGACCCAAAGUUGCGAGAGCUGGGAGUGCCAGUGUACUUCGCAGGCCAUGAUCACAGUAAGCAGGUUAUCUACUGGGAAGGCAUGUCCUACGUGAUCAGUGGCUCUGGCGGUGCCACUGCCCGGGCGCGCUCCAACCAGUAUCCCGAAGGGAGCUUGAUGCACUACUUCCCUGACAAUGGCUUUGUGGGAUUGUCAGUGUGCAACAAGCAAAAAGCCACUGUCACCAUCUACAGCUCAGGAGGCGAUGUCCAAGCCACCUGGAAAGUCAGAAAUGCCCAGAAACAGACGCAGCGUGGGGCGGUCAAGCCGCAGCCUCGCUUGCAGUCCAAGACGGCCGUUUACAAGGCCGCUGCCUGCCACGAGGUCCAGCUGAAGUCCGUGGAGAAGUGGUGCUCUGCGGAUGGCUGCAAGGUCUUGGCAGAUAGCUCGGGCAGCUGCGCAGAUUUCUGCGGGGAGCAGACCUUGAGGUGUUCGAGGGCCUGGGCGCAGCCCGAGGAGGAGCAGGAUUGCACCGAAGGUGCUUUGCUGCCCUGUGAUGUGAAAGUAACAAAUUCCAGUUUGAUCUGUGAAUGUGCAGCCACCACUGCCACAUUCCUCCCUUGA